CUCCGCCUUUCCCACAUUUCCAUCAUAUCUAUCCCCCUCCUCGCCUUUUGCUGUCUGUCUGUCUGUCUGUCACUCUCUAUAUAAUCAUAAUCAUGUCCUCAGUCCUGGAUCCAUUCUACCCAUCUCCACCACAUCACAUAUGCUUGCUACUCAAGGCUCAAUCAGGUAAUGAAAGAUCAUAUGCUGUUGUUAAUCACAGGUGGUGGAGCAUGGAGAAGAUAAACUCGCAGCUGUACCUGGAGAACUGCUACAUACUGCAGCAGAACGAGAAGCUAAGGAGGAAAGCUCAGCAGCUGAAUCAGGAGAACCAGGCCCUGCUUAACGAGCUCCAGAGCAAGCUCUCUUCCAGCAAGGGCCAGAAUAACAAUGAAGAUCAUGGAUCAACUUCUUCAAGCUCCAAAUCAGAUGUAGUCAACUCCUCCAAUAACCGUUGA
Linum tenue is the source of this 434-nucleotide messenger RNA. The record is from the annotation of a GenBank genome assembly. NCBI's taxonomy places the organism in Eukaryota, Viridiplantae, Streptophyta, Magnoliopsida, Malpighiales, Linaceae.